Molecule: messenger RNA, 248 nt
Organism: Clunio marinus
Lineage: Eukaryota; Metazoa; Arthropoda; Insecta; Diptera; Chironomidae
Source: the annotation of a GenBank genome assembly
AGUCUUUGCAACUGUAAAAUUAUUAGGAUGUAAAAAUUAAUUAAAAUAAAUAUUUUCUUUCAGUACUUUUUUCAUGAAUACUGAUCAAAACUAUCAAAUAGAAUUUUCCACUUCUUACUUUUGAGCUCCAAUAAGAUUAACUUCCGUCAAAGUUAUUAUGACGAGUUUUAUAGUUUUCAUUAAUUCACGUAGUUGCAAAUUACUUUUAGCUGUUCUCGUUUAUCGAUCAAGUUUGACAUGUGCGGUAA